Amyelois transitella is the source of this 770-nucleotide messenger RNA. RefSeq names its product lysozyme c-1. Lineage: Eukaryota; Metazoa; Arthropoda; Insecta; Lepidoptera; Pyralidae. The record is from RefSeq and is a predicted model, not a curated record. The coding region runs from base 64 to 624 and encodes 186 amino acids. The transcript has 5 exons.
AUUUCCGACAAUAUCAAUACACAUUCGUAGUUUAUCAAUAAAGUGUGAAGUUCAUGUACGAUAAUGAAAAUAUAUUUAGCUAUAGUUUUGUUGGUCUGUUUCAACUGCGAAUGUAAGAUAUUCACGAGAUGUAAGCUAGCUGUGGAGUUGCUAAAUACCAGGAUUAUAACGAAGACUUUCCUCGGUAACUGGGUCUGCCUUAUUGAGAAAGUCAGUUAUAGAAAUACUAAACUGCUAACAGAGACGCCAAGCAAAAAGAAAUAUUAUGGUUUAUAUCAGAUUCCGCAGAAAUGGUGCAAGGAGAAAAAGCGGGGAGGAGAAUGCAAUAUUGCAUGUGAAUCCUUACUCGAUGACGACAUACGGGAUGACACGGAAUGUGCUUCAAUGAUCGCUGACAGAGAGGGCUUCAAGUACUGGCCCCAGUGGUCGACCCGAUGCAAGAAUGAUGAUUUUAUCACUCAAGAGAUUUACAAAUGUCCUGACCUAAACACUAGGACUAGUCCAGAGAAGACUCCGCCAGAAGCCAUGAAGAUAAGAAGUUAUUUCAACCCUAAGAUAAAUCAUUGGAAUGAUUAUCUUGGACCAUUCCACUAUAAUAAUAGGCCACAGUGGAUUGUAGUAUAAAGUUUUUUGUACAAAAAACAGUGAGAUGUCUGACAAAAAUUUAUCAAUGUACAUACAAAAGACUUUUAAAUAGAUUUUUUAAUUUAUCAAUAAUUAUUUCAAUUAUAUUUUAGUUAUAACAAUAGUGAACCUUUGAGUAUAUAAUA